Molecule: messenger RNA, 2349 nt
Organism: Arabidopsis arenosa
Lineage: Eukaryota; Viridiplantae; Streptophyta; Magnoliopsida; Brassicales; Brassicaceae
Source: the annotation of a GenBank genome assembly
AUCUCUGCAUAUAUUCUUCAAGCUCAAGGUUUGAUCUUCACCUGACAAUCGAUCCGAUGGCUACAUAUAUGCCUAAGAACAUCCUCAUCACUGGUGCUGCUGGAUUCAUAGCGUCCCAUGUUGCUAACAGACUAGUUCGUAGCUACCCUGAGUACAAAAUCGUUGUGCUUGACAAGCUUGAUUACUGUUCUAACCUGAAAAACCUUAAUCCUUCUAAAUCCUCUCCUAACUUCAAGUUUGUGAAAGGAGAUAUCGCCAGUGCUGAUCUCGUCAACUACCUUCUCAUUACUGAAGAAAUCGAUACCAUUAUGCACUUUGCUGCUCAAACCCAUGUUGACAAUUCUUUCGGUAAUAGCUUUGAGUUUACUAAGAAUAAUAUUUAUGGUACUCAUGUCCUUCUGGAAGCUUGUAAAGUCACUGGGCAGAUCAGGAGGUUUAUCCAUGUGAGUACUGAUGAGGUCUAUGGAGAGACUGAUGAGGAUGCUUCUGUUGGAAAUCACGAGGCUUCUCAGUUGCUUCCGACUAAUCCAUACUCUGCCACUAAAGCUGGAGCUGAGAUGCUUGUUAUGGCAUAUGGUAGAUCAUAUGGGUUGCCGGUUAUAACAACUCGCGGGAACAAUGUUUAUGGUCCUAAUCAGUUUCCUGAAAAGUUGAUUCCUAAGUUCAUCCUCUUGGCUAUGAAUGGGAAGCCUCUCCCAAUCCACGGAGAUGGAUCUAAUGUGAGAAGCUACCUCUACUGCGAAGAUGUUGCCGAGGCAUUUGAGGUUGUUCUUCACAAAGGGGAAGUUAACCAUGUCUACAAUAUAGGGACAACGAGAGAAAGGAGAGUGAUCGACGUGGCUAAUGACAUCAGCAAACUCUUUGGGAUAGACCCUGUCUCCACCAUUCAGUUUGUGGAGAACCGCCCAUUCAAUGACCAGAGGUACUUUCUGGAUGACCAGAAGCUGAAGAAAUUGGGAUGGUGUGAGCGAACCAAUUGGGAAGAAGGACUGAGGAAGACAAUGGAAUGGUACACUGAGAACCCUGAGUGGUGGGGAGAUGUUUCUGGAGCUCUGCUUCCUCAUCCACGGAUGCUGAUGAUGCCUGGUGACCGACACUCUGAUGGCUCUGACGAGCACAAGGAUUCGAAUGGUAAUCAGACAUUCACGGUGGUUACUCCCACCAAGGCUGGUGUUUCUGGAGACAAAAGAUCCUUAAAGUUCCUCAUCUAUGGGAAGACUGGGUGGCUCGGUGGUCUUCUGGGAAAACUAUGUGAGAAGCAAGGGAUUUCAUACGAGUAUGGAAAAGGGAGACUAGAAGACAGAGCUUCUCUCAUUGCGGAUAUUCGCAGCAUCAAACCAAGUCAUGUCUUUAACGCCGCUGGUUUAACUGGGAGACCCAAUGUUGACUGGUGUGAAUCUCACAAAUGCGAGACCAUCCGAGUCAACGUUGCUGGAACUUUGACUUUGGCAGAUGUUUGCAGAGAGAAUGAUCUGUUAAUGAUGAACUUUGCCACCGGUUGUAUAUUCGAGUAUGAUGCUGCACAUCCAGAAGGUUCAGGGAUUGGUUUUAAGGAAGAAGACAAACCAAAUUUCACCGGUUCUUUCUACUCAAAAACAAAGGCAAUGGUCGAAGAGCUUCUAAGAGAAUUUGACAACGUAUGCACUUUGAGAGUGCGGAUGCCAAUCUCAUCCGACUUAAAUAACCCGCGAAACUUUAUCACGAAGAUCUCGCGUUACAACAAAGUGGUGAACAUCCCAAACAGCAUGACCAUACUAGACGAACUCUUACCAAUCUCAAUCGAGAUGGCGAAGAGGAACCUAAGGGGAAUAUGGAACUUCACCAAUCCAGGAGUGGUGAGCCACAACGAGAUACUAGAGAUGUACAAGAGUUACAUCGAGCCAGAUUUCAAAUGGUCCAACUUCAAUUUGGAAGAACAGGCUAAGGUCAUCGUCGCACCACGGAGCAACAACGAGAUGGAUGGUUCUAAGCUCAGCAAGGAGUUUCCAGAGAUGCUUUCCAUCAAAGAUUCGUUGAUCAAAUACGUCUUCGAACCUAACAAGAGAACGUAAAACACAGACACACACACACUUCACCUCUCUCUGUUCACUAUAAUGUUUCUAUAUGAUUCAUUUACUCUUUUUUGCAUUCUACGACUUACAUGUAGCUCUCUUCACUCAUUCUACGUCACAACACAUGUUUGUUUACAUUAAGAUUAUAUUACACAGAUCAAUUUAUUGGAGUUGGUUUUUUCCUUUCAUUAUUGAUUCCUCCUACUCCUAUUUAUAAUUCCUGUUUUGUUUUCAUGUCAAGCAAGAUAUAGAAAAGAUUUGAAGACACAGAAAAGAAGAAGAAACGAAAUUGACUGAU